Polistes canadensis is the source of this 2721-nucleotide messenger RNA. Its product is annotated as nuclear pore complex protein Nup93-like. Gene Ontology annotation, biological process: protein import into nucleus; poly(A)+ mRNA export from nucleus. The transcript is spliced from 7 exons. Gene Ontology annotation, cellular component: nuclear pore. The record is from RefSeq and is a predicted model, not a curated record. Gene Ontology annotation, molecular function: structural constituent of nuclear pore. The coding region runs from base 64 to 2544 and encodes 826 amino acids. NCBI's taxonomy places the organism in Eukaryota, Metazoa, Arthropoda, Insecta, Hymenoptera, Vespidae.
UCAGCGUGGUCAACCAUAUUGGAUUCGAAAUAAUGAUCAGUAUGUUGUUAGCGCGCUUUAAAAAUGGUUGAUCCGGCAUAUAGCGAAAUGUCUGUAGCAGAUUCUUCACGAGUUACUGGAGAUAGUGGUUUCAGUGAAUUAUUAAGAUCUGCGGAACAAUUAUCAGCUGCUGUAGAAGGUAGCGAAGAACUUCCACAGGUCGAAAGAAAUUUACGUCAAAUAUUAGAAGCUUCUAACGAGUUAUGGUCACGUGUCGCACAAACUGCAACUCAAGACAAUCAGGUGCAAGCUCACCUACUUUUAGGUUCUCGGGGGGUUGAUCUACCAAUAAUAUCACAAAAAUUAAGCUCACUCAGUGCAAGGUGUACAUUUGAACCAUUGGAUCCUAUCGCUGACACUGACAUCGUUAGCUACCUGAGAAAUGAAAAAGAAAAUGCAAUUCUCUCUAUCAUCGAAGAAGUUCAUAAAGAUACAUUUGAACUUACAAGAGUUCAACAAAUGGAACAUAUAUUGGGUGAAUGGAAACAAAUGCGCUUUGAGAUAAUAAAUGCAAUGACAGCUCCAUCAGGAGAGUUAGUAGAUUUAAGGGGAACUCCACAACGUACCAAAUUGGCUGGAUCAAUGGUUAGUGGUCUCUCUAACGUGGAAGUUGCUUAUGCCAAAGAAUUACAAAAUUACAAUGAACAUGUACUACGUGGUUCAAUAAGACCUAAUUUGUUUAAUACAUUUUGUAAAGCAAGUGAGUCGUUUAACGACAAGAAGGUUACUGAUUUGUGGCAAAUGGUUAAGUUUAUGGUAGAUAUUCCACCAACACCGAGAGGAGAUCAAAUUAAAUCGAGAACUAGUCCUGCUAUUGAACAGAAGAUUGUAUCGUUAGCAAGAAAUUAUCUUGAAAAUCGAUAUAGAGAUUUUAUGAAUUCUGUAAUCAAUGAAAAUUUAGUUCAAGCUAAAAGGGGUGGUAUUCCAGGCACUGUACCUUUGGUAAAAAGCUUUGUUGGUAUUAAAAUACAAAAUUUAAGAGAUCUAGAAGAUGUGGUGGAUGGUAAACCAUUGUGGCCCUUAGUUUAUUUUUGUAUGAGAUGCGGAGAUUUCAAAGCUGCAUUGCAAUGUUUGUCACAAUGCAGUACACAUUACUCAGAAUUUAAAGCUGCUUUGAAAGAAGCGAGCGAGGAUCCACAACGUUAUCCUGGUAAUCGUGCCGAGUCAGUAUUAAGAUUACAUUAUAAAAAGCAUGUUAAAUCUUCGACAGAUGCUUUCAAGAGAGCAGCGCAUAGCGCAUUGGUUCCAUGUGAACCGGAUGACUUGCAUUCCGAAGUAAUAGCAACAGCAGAUGAUUAUUUGUGGCUAAAAUUGUGCCAAGUUAGAGAUCAACCAGAAGUAGAAAAUAAAUUAACUUUGGAUUAUCUCCAAACGACAAUCUCUGAAAUAUAUGGUGAAUCUUAUUAUCAUGCUCAUGAACAGCCAUUCUUAUAUUUCUCCAUGCUUUUCUUAACUGGUCAGUUCGAAGCAGCUAUUGAAUUUUUGGCAAGAGGUGCAGGUGCUCGUCAUUUAGCUCAUGCUGUCCACCUGGCAGCUGCUAUGAAUGAACAUAAUUUGUUAUCUGUUAGUCAAAGCGUUCUAGCUCCGCUUGUAAGCGUUGACCCUUCUGACAAGCCACCUGCUAAAAGAUUAAAUUUUGCAAGAUUGAUAUUGUUGUAUGUUAAGCGAUUUGAAUCCUCAGAUCCUAAAGAAAGUCUGCACUAUCUCUUUUUAUUAAGAUGCAUGAAAGAUCCCUAUGAAAGAAAUAUGUUUGCUGCGUCAGCUGCAGGAAUGGUUGUAGAUGCUUCACCUGAAAAUCGAGGUGUUCUUGUUGGAAAAAUAGAAAAGGAUAGAAGAUUACCAGGAAUUUUAGAUCAGUUCCAAGUUAAUACAGACGACGUUAUAAAUAUAUGUGCAGAAACAUUGUAUAGAAAAGGGCUUCUGGAAGAUGCUAUUACGAUGUAUGAUAUUGCUGGUAAUCAUGAGAAAGUUUUCAGUUUAAUGUGUACACUUUUGGCACAAGUCGUAAGCGAAAGAGGAACACCUGGAUCAUUAAGGACUCGAUUGCAAGCUACUGCCAACGAUAUUGCCUCAAGGUAUCAUGGUAUUGCAAUACAAGCACCAGCUGAAUUGGUUGCUUCUUUUUAUACUUUGCGACAUCUUAUGGUAUUUUUUGAUCAAUAUCACAAUGAUCAAUAUCAGAGUGCACUUAGAACUAUCGCUGAAUCAGAAAUAUUGCCGCUGCACGUCAAAGAUGUGGAUGAAAGGGUAACAGCAUUGCGUCGAGUGUCACCAGAAGUAGCUGGGACACUAACAGAUGUUCUUUUAGCUACUAUGACGAUACUUUAUCGCCAAUAUCAAAAAUUACGAUCUAUGGAACCGGGUGAUGAAAUAGCAAGAGAACAACAAUUUCGUGAUCUUCGACAUCAAGCAAGAGCAUUGACGAGUUUUGCAGGAACACUACCGUAUCGUAUGCCAAACGAAACCAAUAGCAAACUUGUACAAAUGGAAAUUCUUAUGCACUAAUUAAUUUUUUAUAAAGAUAUCAUUAAUUAAAAUAUUAUUAGCUAUUAUUUUCACUUCUCUAAUUAUAAAAACAUUUCAAUGGAAGUAUCGAAAAGGUAAAACCAGCAAAACACGUCCCAAUUAUUUUCUUACGUAUAUGUAGAGUUUUACACUGUAAUAAAUAUGACUUUUGAUAAA